GAGUCACUUUGAAUGAGCGUAUCUACUCACCACGAGGGGCCCUUAAUCCGGGAGCGACCGAAUGAAACAAUGAAUGGCUUCGGUACUCGGUACAUCCGGAUCGGUAUGGGCAACUUGGGGAAAAGGGGAGAAGCUUCGGAUCAAUCAGCAUCUCUCGUGGAGCGAACGAUGCGAUUAGAUUCGCGGAACCGGGGAAAAGCAGAAAGCAGUUGAUGAACAGGAUGGGGUCGCGAUCGCGGAGUCGCCAACGGGCUCAAAAUUGGACUCUCGGGUUCGGCAACACAAACUCGGGAGAGCUCGGUCUCGGAGGUAUCGAGGACCAUAUCGUCCGAGUUCCUAGAAGUAUACCUCAACUCGAGGGUAUCCGCGUCCGACAAAUUGCGACGGGAGCUCACCACACGUUGGUCUUGACCUCGCACGGCCGAGUUCUAUCGUGCGGCAGCAAUGACCAUGAUCAAUUGGGCCAGGAAGUCAGCACAACGAAACCAGAGCCCGUGACGGCCUUGCAGUGCCUGAGAAUCGUUCAAGUCUGCUGCGGUCAGCAGCACUCGAUGGCUCUGACGGAGGCCGGUCAAGUUUACAUGUGGGGCUCGAACUCCAAGGGCCAACUGGGUAAUGGGGAAGGUCAAGAGUCGCGUUUGUCGCCCAGGUUCGUGAAGACCCUCGCGCCCUUCACCGUCGUCCAAAUUGCUUGCGGAUCGAAUCACUGCCUAGCGCUUCUCAACAACGGCGCAUUGUACGCGUGGGGUGACAAUGGAAAUGGACAAUUGGGAAUCGGAACCGUCGGAGAACCUCAAAGGGUACCGGUAGAGGUGACAAAUCUUCUGGGGCUCCCAUUAUCGCAAAUCGCAUGCGGGGCCAACCAUUCGAUGGUCCUAUCAAAAUCAGGAGUUAUUUUUGUGUGGGGCUCUAAUCGCUUCGGUCAGCUGGGGCUCAGCGACAACAAAGACAGAGCCUUCCCGACGCUGUUGAAAACUCUCCGUCAGCAACAUGUGAAAUUCAUCGCGGCUGGCGGAGCUCACAGUGCUGCUCUUACGGCUCACGGCGGAGUAUUCACAUUCGGGAGUGGCUCCUACGGACAGCUUGGACAUGGCUCCAAGAACGAUCAACUCACACCAAUGAAAAUUCAAGAGUUGAUGGGCACCACGAUAACACAAAUUGCCCUGGGCAGGUGUCAUACUGUUUGCUACGCUCCAACAGUUGGAAAAGUAUUCACAUUCGGGCUUGGCGGUAACGGACAACUCGGAUCGAGCGUUUCAAUGGUAUCAACACCCACCCCGCUGGCGGGCAAUUGGGGAAAGAGCCUCGAGAUCAAACUCUUCCGACGUUCUUCAACGAAAUCCGAUCAGACCAAUCAAAUUGAUUGGUCCGAAAAACUCAACGAAGAGAGCAUACCACGAGACGAUCCUGGGGAGUCGCACGAGCCGCUCGACCCGGAAGACAUCGACAUGGAGGUUGAGGAGUCGCCUGACGAGGAAGAGGAACCCGCCAUAGAGCUUCAAUCCAGAGAGCUCUUAGUGUAUUCGAUUUUCGCUGGCGGAGACAGGAGCUUCCUUGUUUGCCACGAGUCUAAGCAACUGAGCGAGAACAGACCAGCCGACUACAGAAUACGACCGAAAAUCCAAGAGAUUUCGACGCUAGAGAUCGACAUCCUCGAAAGUCUUCCUUUCCUGAAGAAAGAUGAGCAAGUGCCUGAGGAUAUCAUGAACUAUUUGGAGCCUAUAUUGAGUUCGCUGGCGUGUUUGAACGGUUCAUUCCUCGUGGAAGACGAUGGUCACUACAACUGCACAGGCCUUAAUCAUGGAAUCGACGUAGAAUUGGCUAUGAGGGGACUGAAGAGCUUGGAGGACACGAAGAAUACGAGCUUGCAAGAAUUCAUUGGUGCUCAACUUAGCGAAUUGCUGAGCAAAAUGCAAUUAAUGUCCACGAAUCCGACCGACAUCGAAUGCAUCCGGGUAUUUUUCCUCGUUCCGCUUUGUCAUCUGUACCGGCGGAUACCGCAAUACCUCGAUUCGAUUACGAAUCCGUACCACCGUUCCCUCCUGAGGCUGAAACAAACCGCAGCACGAAUCGUUUCUUCGUGGUUUGGCUUGUAUGACGAACACAUGUUCGGAGAUUUUGUCCGAUCCGUCAAAAGUAUCAUAGAUCACGUGCUCAUAUACAGCAAGAAUGACACGAUGUCUUUGGAAUACGCACUGAAGACACUGAGAAUAUUGAAUGGAGUAAAUCGAGAGAAACUUAUUGUACCCUUCGAAGAGUUCUAUAUCGAGAUUCUGCAUCAACAUAUCUCUAUCGAAAAGGACUAUCAGGAGUGGUCAAUGUUGUCUCCCGACGUUCGUAUGCAUAAAAUAUUCUUCUGCGACUAUCCGUUUGUGUUCGAUGCCGCAGCGAAAACCAUCAUCCUGUUGUGCGAUGCGGCAAUCCAGAAGCACUCGGCUGUCACACAAUCAAUGCAACAGAACUUGAAUCCUCUCGCUAUGAUGUUUAGGCAGCAGCAGAUUCAACCCUACCUCAUCCUAAAGGUGCGCAGAGAUAACAUCAUCCAGGAUUCUUUGCAUCAGUUAGCGUCUAAGGAGUGUCAGGACCUCAAGAAACCAUUGAAGGUGAUAUUCGCCGGCGAAGACGCUGUCGAUGAGGGCGGAGUUCGUAAAGAGUUCUUCAUGCUUUUAAUUCGGGAAAUACUUGACCCCAAAUUCGGAAUGUUCACCGUUUAUGAAGAUUCUCAGUACAUGUGGUUCCAUCAGUCUCUUUUCCAAGACGACAGUCGCACGGUUUUCCUUAUCGGGAUUAUGUGCGGACUGGCGAUCUACAAUCAGACCAUAAUCCCCCUCCCGUUCCCGCUAGCAUUGUACAAGAAACUUCUGAGAGAACCCGUCAACCUUCAGGACUUGGCCGUUCUGACUCCAGCCACUGCGAAGGGCUUGCAAGAUCUGUUGAAUUAUGAUGGCGAUGACGUCGAGUCGGUGUUCUGUUUGAACUUCACAGUAACACGAGACAACUACGGUCAGAUGGAGGAGAUCGAAUUGAAACCGGGAGGCAAUUCGAUUCCUGUAACGCGGAAGAACAAGGCUGAAUACGUAAAGCUUUACGUCGACUACCUGCUGAACCAGGCCUGCAAGGAGCCAUUCCAGCUGUUCAGCGACGGAUUCUACCGCGUUCUAAAGUCGGAUAUUCUCAGUCUCUUCAACGCCAACGAGCUCAUGACUCUCGUAGCGGGCAAGGAGGACUACGACUGGAAAGACUUGGAACUUCAUACCGGUUACAAAGAUGAAUACAAUCCAACGCACCCAACGAUACGCAUGUUCUGGAGAGUCUUCCACCAGCUGACUCAGCAACAGAAGAAACAGUUCCUUCUGUUUCUGACGGGUACAGACCGUAUCCCUAUCCUUGGCAUGGGGGAAAUCAAGAUGAUUAUCAUUCCCUAUCGAGCAUCGACGGUACAUUUGCCGGUGGCGCAUACGUGCACGAACACCCUAGAACUUCCCAAGUAUGCGAACGAAAGAAUCCUCAAAGAAAAAUUAGUGAUUGCCCUAGCGAACAACAUCGGAUUCGGCAUCCGCUAAGCGAAGCAAAAAUCAUUCGGAGAGAGGUGAAUCGGUGCGAGACGAAUCAAAGACCGAACUCGAGUCCCAAACCCACAGGGCUCGAGAUAGAAUUUCGGAACAGAAUAAAUGCAUGUGACGU
This is a messenger RNA of Galendromus occidentalis (western predatory mite), 3684 nucleotides long. RefSeq names its product probable E3 ubiquitin-protein ligase HERC4. The record is from RefSeq and is a predicted model, not a curated record. The transcript has 24 exons. Gene Ontology annotation, cellular component: cytoplasm. The coding region runs from base 213 to 3563 and encodes 1116 amino acids. Gene Ontology annotation, biological process: ubiquitin-dependent protein catabolic process; protein ubiquitination. Lineage: Eukaryota; Metazoa; Arthropoda; Arachnida; Mesostigmata; Phytoseiidae. Gene Ontology annotation, molecular function: ubiquitin protein ligase activity.